Messenger RNA from Xiphophorus maculatus (southern platyfish), 7148 nucleotides. RefSeq names its product disks large homolog 5-like. The transcript is spliced from 33 exons. Gene Ontology annotation, molecular function: protein binding. Lineage: Eukaryota; Metazoa; Chordata; Actinopteri; Cyprinodontiformes; Poeciliidae. Gene Ontology annotation, biological process: regulation of apoptotic process. The record is from RefSeq and is a predicted model, not a curated record. Bases 479 to 6367 code for a protein of 1962 amino acids.
AGAACUAAGCUCCGCCCAUAUUUACCUUAAAUGUCCAUGACUCAGAAAUAUGAUUGGUUGCAGAAUCGAUGCGGUUACUUGUAGGGUGAGACAUGGCGGAGUUUGUAGUCACAGACAGGGCUGUAAGAGAGUUUUUACAGUUUCCAAAAUGCUGAAAGAACUCAAAUUCUGGCUUAGUUUCCCUUCGUAGCACGUCACAGUCCAGCUUGAAGUAGCAGAGGUUUAUUUAUUUUUCUCUCGAGAAGGACGGAGCGUCGGGCGUCGGGUGGGGAGAGAAAAAAAAAUGUGUUGUCAUCUUUGCUCAGUCAACAGCCUCAGGCAACAAAUAUGGCUUCUUCUUGUGUAUCCUUCAUUUCGGGUUGAAAACCGUCCCGAGUGGGUCGAGCGGGACAGUCUUCAGUAGCUUGCCCGAAGUGAGGUCGACUAACACGGAGAGAGACUUCGAAGCGGGGACAAGCAGGAGGAGGGGGGAAGGAAGAUGGAGCUUCAACAUAAAGAGUUGUUGGAGAAAUGCUACCAGAACUUAGUGGAGUCCAUAACAGACGCGGACCGAGUCGUGGACGUUUUGUCUCGCCGUGGGGCCCUCAGUCAGUCAGAGCUGAUGGAGCUGGGACACCACUGCGUCUCCGGUUCUGAGAAAGUGGACCUUCUCCUGAAGAUACUGAUGAGCAAGGACCGGGACUGCUUCGCGGAGUUCUGCACGGCUCUAGAGGCGACUCACCCUCACCUGCACUCCCUGCUGCUGGAUGGCACCACUGGGUCUACUUACAGCGUUCUGUCCACCAUGCCAUCAGACUCGGAGAGCAGCAGCUCGCUCAGCAGCUUGGGUGAGUGUGGCACCCCUGGUACCUCUGGUCAAGCCUCUUCCCCUCUUCCUGCCCAUGUCGACGUCCAUCAGACAAGUGAAAAGAUGGAGACGGUGCUGUUCCAGCUGAGACAAGUGACUCGUGAGAGGGAUGAACUGCUCAAACGUGUGGCCCUCCCUACGGCUGGAAACUCUAUUGAUGAAUGCAGACUAAACUCAAGAUCAGGCCAUGACUAUGAGCGUCUAAAGCUGCAGUGCAUGAAGGCAAUGGCGGACCUGCAGUCCCUGCAGAACCAGCACAGCACCACUCUGAAGAGGUGCGAGGAGGCUGUCAAGAAGGCAGACUUUUAUCGACGUCUGGCGAGUGACCACAACCAGCUAAAAGAAGAGCUGGAGGCUGUGAGGCAACACAACAUCCAGCUGGUUAGAGAGCACAACCAUGUGAAGCAGACCUGUGAGGAGCUCAGGAGGCUGCAUGAGGAAGACCAGAGGGAGGUGGCUGAUAUGAGGCUUCUGCACCAGCAGGUGAUGAGAGAAGGAUCAUCUGAUGUCCUGAACAAGCUGUACGAAACAACUGUGGACAAACUGGAGGCAAUGAAAAGCGAAUACGAAGCUUUGAGGAAGCGCUACAAUGAGAAUACGGCCAGUCAUAAUGCCGACCUGAGCCGUUUGGAUCAAUUUGAGGAGGAGAAUCAUCGUUUGCAGAAGACCCUGGACAUCCUGUCGAAGCAGAGGGACGCUGCUAUCCACUACCAGCAGCAGUUUUCUGCAUCUGUUCAGAGGUUCGAUAACACCCAACAUGAGCUCUCCAAGGCCACAGUCCAGAAUCUGGAGCUACAGAGAGAGCUGGAGCGUCUGCAGUCGGAGACGACGCGACUUAAAACCCAGCAGCUGAAGGCCGUAAAGGACUGCGAGAAGUACAAGGAGGAGCGGGACUCUGUAAUCAAUGAAUACCGCCUGAUCAUGAGUGAGAGGGACCAGGUGAUCAAAGAGGUGGACAGGCUCCAGACGGGGCUGGAGGUGGCGGAGGCAAAACUCAAGAACAAUUCCUCAGAGAGACGAGUGGCCAACGAGGAGUUGGAGGCUUUACAGCAAGAGCUAGCUUCAGCACUGGUGGACAGGGACCGAGCUAUUUGCGAAAAGAACGAACUGCUGGAGAAAUACUGCCAUGAGGUAAAGGACAAAACUGAGGCCCAGAAAGAGCUGAACCAGGCCUGCAAGGACAUCGAGAUGGUGCGUGAGGAAAGGGAUGUGGCCCGCAAAGAGAGAACAGAAGCCAUCAUCCAGAGGGACCAGCUGCUGCGAGAGUAUUACCAGGCCAGACAGAAACAAGACUCUGCCACUCUGGACAUGGAACGGGCCAACAAAGAGAUUGAGAUUCUUAGGAAGCAGUAUGAGGCCAUUUCUCAGGAGCUUAAGGAGGCUCUGCAAGAGGCAGAGGUCGCUAAAUGUCGACGGGACUGGGCUUUCCAGGAGAGGGACAAGAUCGUGGCAGAGAGGGAGAGCAUUCGGACGUUAUGCGACAACCUGAGACGAGAGAGAGACAGGGCUGUGAGCGAUCUGGCAGAUGCUCUUAGAAAUCUGGAUGAUACGAGAAAGCAGAAGAACGAUGCUAUGCGAGAACUCAAAGAACAAAAGGAGAAGUUGGAAGACCAGUUGGAGACAGAAGCCAGAUAUUGCCAGCUAAUGGCUCACAGUUCACAUGACUCGGCCAUAGACACAGACUCCAUAGAGUGGGAAACGGAAGUUGUAGAGCUGGAAAAGCACAGGGAUAUGGAUUUGAAAGCACUUGGUUUUGAUAUUGCUGAAUGCGUAAAUGAUCCAUAUUUACCAGGAGAUAGUGGGAUAUUUGUUUCCAAGGUGGACAAAGGAAGUGUUGCAGAAGGAAGAUUAAGGGUGAACGACUGGUUGUUGAAAAUUAAUGAUGUGGAUCUGACCAAUAAGGACAGAAAGCAAGUGAUCAAAGCUGUGUUGAGCUGGGAGGGAGUAAUCAAUAUGGUAGUUCGAAGGAGGAAGUCACUUGGAGGGCGAGUCAUCACCCCAAUACAAAUUAACCUGGCUGGACACAAAGACUGUGGAAUUGGUUUGGAGAGUGGAGUAUUUGUUGCCACAUUGGCUGCAGGAAGUCCUGCUACCAGAGACUGUAAUCUUGCUGUGGGUGACAGACUGUUGGCUAUCAAUGGAAUUGAACUUCAUGACAGAUCUCUUUCUGAAUGUGAGUCUCUGCUGAGGACCUGUGACAACUCUCUCAGUAUCUCCCUUAUGAAGUUCCUUCCUCAGAGCUCUUCUGGACAGAAUUUAUUUGAAGGUAUGAGAGACUCUGAAAAGACCCUGCGUCUCCAAUCCGGUGAGCUCCACCCCAGAGGCUGCAAGAACUCCAAGCACAACUGCUCAACUCAAACGGACAUUUGCAACUGCAAGUUGAGCAUUAGACAGGAGGAAGUAUGUAAAGAUACAUGCGAUUCCCUGGAAAACGGUGGCAACAGCAGCACUCAUUCCCAUCACAAAUCCUUCUCCAACUGCUCCCAGCACUCCUGCUCUUUGUCCAUGUCCCACAGUCUGUCAGAGCCUCACCCAGCGUUCAGCUACCAGCGCCAGGAGCUCAGUCCUCGUUCCCUUACAUUCACCCCUUUGGUGUCUAACUGCAGCCCUCCUCAGUCGCCUGUGGACAGAGGACAGAGCCCACCAGUGAAGGCCGGUGGAGGAACGUGGCCUAAAGUCAUAGUUGGGGCUUCUCUCACUGAGUGCACACAGCUGUCCAUCUUCAAAAAACCCAAACAGAGAAAGUCCAUCUUUGAAGUAAACGCUUUCAGGAGGCCAGAGACAGCUUCUAAACUGGACUACAUGUCGAAGCAUUCGCCACAGAGUUCAGCAUCUGAAACUUCUCAGACGCCUCCCACCCCGCCCACCAGGAGCGACUCUUUUAGAUUUAAGCAUCGGCAACAGAAUAGCUCUGCGUCUGACUCCACCAUCACCACUGGCACACCACCAGCCUCCCUGGCCCUGGCAGCAAGCCCCCAGGAUGAGGGGUUUGUGGGAAGCCAGGAAUAUUACACCAACAUACCUGCAGGAAAAAACAAAAAGAACUUCAAGGAAGGGGACGAGAGCCGACGGCGGACCGAAGUGCAGGAAAAGAGGAGGUACAGGCCAAAGUCAGCGCCAGCUCUACGGCGGAACGUGACUCCGUUGCACAUUCCUGUUCCCAUGCAGACUCAGGUUUCCUCUGAUGAGCUCUCUCCAGAGCCAGUGGACUUGUUACGCUUCUCUCCUUUGAGAACAAACCGGUACAGCGUGCCAUUUGCCCCCCCAAGCUAUUUGACAGCACACCUUCCACAGCGACGUGCAGCACCAUGCCCUGCAAUGACUGCUGUGAUGAGGAACCCAGUUUACACAGCGUGGAGCCAUGAGAUCCAGAACUGUCCUCCAGUUCCCAAUUCAGGCCUUGAUCAACAUACACAAAGCCCCCAGCAACAGGCUCCUCUCAGUUUGGACCUUGGCCACAAGCGCAAUGGACGCUUGAGUGAGACGAGCCACAGCCAACCACCACACAGCACCAAGUCUUUGCCCUCUGGAGCCAGACUGAGCUCUCCUGGUACUUUACAGUUUAGGGCAGAGCGGAUAAGAAUCCCUCCGGCCCGUUACUCUCGCUCCACCGGCUCUGACAAAGCGUCUCUUUCACACUCAGAGUGCAGCAGCCCAACCCCUCCCAUAUCCCCUGUCAACCUGGACACGUCGUCUUUCUCCAGCAGCCAGUCACAGAGCUCAGUUUCUUCCCAUCCCAGGAUAUCAGUUAGCCCUGCUCCAGUUGGUGACAGGAGGAAGGAUGGGCCUUUUUUAGGGGAGCCACGCAAUGUGACGGUACAGAAAGGAGUAGAACCGCUUGGGAUCUCCAUUGUGAGUGGAGAAAAUGGAGGAGUGUUUGUUUCCAAAGUUACACUGGGGAGCAUCGCUCAUCAGGCUCGUCUAGAGUACGGAGACCAGCUGCUGGAGUUUAAUGGAAUCAACCUUCGCAACGCCAACGAGCAACAGGCACGGCUGGUGAUCGGACAACAGUGUGACAUGGUCAGCAUUUUGGCUCAAUAUAAUCCUCACAUGUUUCAGCUGGGGAACCACUCCCGAUCAGGUUCUCAAAUGGAGUCCAGCAACAACCAUCUGACUACCAGUCCAGACAAUCACUCUGCUGUAGAUACACUGAGCGAACAGGACGAGGGAACAAUGACACCUCCUUCCAGGCAGACUACUCCUGCCACAAGUCCACACAACUCUUUCAGGCUUCCAGGUUCCCUUUUACUGCGGGCUGCAGAGCCUCGCUUGGUGAGGCUGAAGAGGAUUGAUACAGAGUUGGGUGUGCAGAUCUGUGGAGGAAAUGUUUGUGGCAUCUUUGUGGAAAUGCUGGAUGAUGAAAGCCCGGCAAAGACUCCUGACGGACUGCUUCCUGGAGACCUAAUACUGGAGUACAAUGGUGUCAGCAUGAAGAAUAAAACUAAAGAAGACGCUUACCUGGAAAUGUUGAAACCAGCGGAUCAAGUCAUGUUCAAGGUCCAGAACUAUGGGGACAGCCUUGCUGUCAUCAAAGAAUCUCAAGGAGAUGGAUUUUUUAUCAGAGCGCUUUAUGAGCGGGUUGCAGAGCAGGAGCUGAGCUUUAAGAAGGAUGACAUCCUGUAUGUUGAAGACACUUUACCAAAUGGCAACUUUGGCUUCUGGAUGGCCUGGCAGCUUGAUGAGAAUGCACAGAGGCUGGAAAGGGGACAAAUCCCAAGCAAAUACAUGAUGGAUCAGGAGUUUUACAAAAGACACGGCUUGGCUGACAUGAAGGAUGAGAACGGAACCAGUAAGUCCAUGUCUGCUGCUGCUCGGAGGUCAUUUUUCCGUCGGCGGCUGAAGCACAAACGAAGCGGCUCCAAGGAUGGGAAGGACCUGAUGGCUCUCGACUCCAUAAGCACAGAUUCUUUGCCCAUCCCGGAAGAUGGAAUGAGCCUGAUGUACCAGCGGGUUCAGAAGGUGGACUGCUCAUUCCCCAGACCGGUGCUGAUCUUGGGUCCGUUAGUGGAGGCCUGUAAGGACCUGCUGGUGACUGAGGCUCCUGCUAACUUCUGCCGCUGCUUGCCUGAAAUCAUGAAGGCAUCUCAACAGGCAAUAGAGCGAGGAGUGAAGGAUUGCGUGUUCAUCGAUUACAAACGGAGGAGCGGCCAUUUUGAUGUGACAACUGUUGCAUCAAUAAAGGAGAUCAUAGAAAAGGACUGUCACUGUUUACUUGACAUUGCUCCUCACGCCAUUGAACGUCUUCACAGCGUUCACAUCUACCCAAUCGUCAUAUUCAUUCGAUACAAAAAUGCCAAGCAAAUAAAGGAGCAGAAGGAUCCUCUUUACCUGCGGGAUAAACUCUCUCAGAAACAUUCCAAGGAGCAGUUUGAAGCGGCACAGAAAAUUGAGCAGGAUUACAGCCGGUUCUUCACAGGCAUUGUCCAAGGAGGCAGCGUCUCCUCCAUUUGCACUCAAAUCUCGACCAUCGUGGAGCACGAGCAGAAUAAAGUCCUCUGGAUUCCAGAUGAAGCACCAUAGAGAUUUCACUCUCACACUGAUGUAGCAUUUUUUUAAUCAUAGGGUGCACUACAAAUUGCUGACACUUCCGUUAACGUCCAAGGCUUACUCAAUUUUACAAACAUUAGCACAGAUGAUGGUAAUAAUGAAAUAUUCCCACUACAUUAGUGAUAUACUGAGCAGCAAAUAGGUUUGUUUACACUAGUAUUUGAUACUUGAAUGUUCUGUUCUCCCUCAGAUAUGGUAGCACUCCUAAAAUCCCUUUUUGUUGCCAUAAAAUAAUGUUGGACCACAUUGAAGACCAUAUUCCUGAAGUGAUGAUGGACUAGACUACAAUGCUCUCUCUUCCUUUUCUAUAUUUAUAUGCAUUUUCUUUUCAUUUAUUGUUGCCUAAUUAUUAGGAAGAAUAUUUUCCAUUUAAUUCUUAUUUAUAGAGGAGAAAAUUGUCUCUUCCUUAUAUUUUGUUUUGUGGUAUGAAGGUUCCCUUUCCAUUUCAGUCCUCAUAAAUAACAUUGUGCCAAUCCAGGUUUUGUUUGUCUUUUAAAGCUCCAGGUUUUCUAGUUUUGACACUAUGUCACCUGCUUAUGUAUUUCCAGUUCUGCCAGUAUAGAUUUUUUUUUUUUGUUAAAUUAAACUGAAAGAAGGGACUGUUUUUAUUUUGAAUAUCAUAGAUGGCUGUCAGUUAAACACGCUCACUGGUACCUUGUGAUUCUUCCUGGCACAUUUCGUCUUAGAUAAAACAUUUGCGAUGAGUUCAAGGUUAAUAUUUCCUUAAAAAGAAUAAAAACUAACUAUAGUUGAA